AUGUCCAACCGGUUCGAUCCCCACAAGCCCUUCAUCUUCGAGCUCGAGUACUGGGAGACCGAGGAGUAUCGUGCACUGGAGCGAUUACGACUCAAGGCCUCGGCAAUGUUGAGGGACUACACUGCCGAAAUCGUCACCCAUCGCAUGGCGGAGACAGUGGCCAAAGCUGGGGAAGUCCAACUGUUGUUAGAGGAGGCCCGCGAUGCAGAGUUCGACGAGGAAGUCAUCCUCCCCAUCCCGCCAGCUGGGUUCGGAUCCAUUACGGCCAUCGACAGCCUCGUCGCCGCCGUAUACGCACUCGUCAGCGAGCCUGAUGGGCAUAUCCCGGCAACGAUACGCGAGCUUCGAGCAUACCUAGACGACGUCCGGCGUAAGGUCGAGUGGUUCCAGGUCUCGAUACUCGCGGAGCAGCCCUCGGAUCCCCAUCUUCUCUUAGAAAGGCAGUCUAUCCACCACAAUCUGAAGCACCUAGAGGGCGGCAUGCGGUGCAUGGAGGUCAUGGCUAAGCAGGUGGAGCUGCUUCGGACGUUCUUCAAGGACAUGGUGUACCGAUAG
Molecule: messenger RNA, 555 nt
Organism: Trichosporon asahii var. asahii CBS 2479
Lineage: Eukaryota; Fungi; Basidiomycota; Tremellomycetes; Trichosporonales; Trichosporonaceae
Exons: 3
Coding region: 1-555 (184 amino acids)
Source: RefSeq, a predicted model, not a curated record